Messenger RNA from Gryllus bimaculatus (two-spotted cricket), 303 nucleotides. NCBI's taxonomy places the organism in Eukaryota, Metazoa, Arthropoda, Insecta, Orthoptera, Gryllidae. The record is from the annotation of a GenBank genome assembly.
AUGGACGACGAACGCGACGCCGCCGCGCCGGCCGCCGACGGAGGCGUGCGCCGCGCCGCGCGCCGGCGUGGCGGCCCGCCGCCGCCGCCGCCGCCGCCGCCGCGGGGGGCGUCGGCGGGGUCGCCGGGCGGGGCGGCGGGGCCGGCAACGGCGCUCGACCGCCGCCGCCGCCGCCGCCGCAGCCGCCUACCUGCAGCAGCGCUCAGCGAGAAGCGGCGCCUGGAGGAUGCGCGCGGCCGCCGACGGCGCGCCCUUCCUGCUCACGCUGAAGCUGCUCGCCAACGCGUUAAUGAGUUGCGCUAG